GACUGAUUCAUUGAUCUUCUUGAUUUGAUUGCCAUUUGUUUCUCCUACUUGCAGCCAUGUCAGAUGUAGAAGAGGAGUACGAGGAGCAGGAGGCUGAAGAGGAGCAGGAGGAUGAGCUGGAGGAGCCUGAGCUGGCAGAGGAGGAUGGAGGAGAGCAGCAGGAGUACCAAGAGGAGCGCCCCAAACCCAAACCCAUGGUGCCUCAACUUGCCCCUCCAAAGAUUCCCGAGGGGGAUAGGGUUGAUUUUGAUGACAUCCACAGAAAGCGCAUGGAGAAGGACUUACAGGAGCUGCAUACUCUGAUCGACGUCCACUUUGAUCAGAGGAAGAAGGACGAGGAAGAGCUCAUCGGCCUCAAGGACCGGAUUGAGAAUCGUCGCUCAGAGAGAGCUGAGAUCCAGAGGGUUCGAACGGAGAAGGAGAAGGACCGACAGAACAGGAUUGCGGAGGAACGUCACAGAAGAGAGGAGGAUGAAGCCAAGAAGAAGGCUGAAGAUGAGUUCAAGAAGAAGAAAGUGCUGACUGGCAUUGGAGCGAACUUUGGAGGCUUCCUGGCCAAGGCAGAGACGAGGAAGGGCAAGCGUCUGACGGGCAGAGAGAUCAAGAAGAAGACUCUAACUGAGAGACGGCAGCCGCUGAGCAUCGACAACUUGAGGGAGGACGCGCUCAAGCAAGAGGCCCAGGAGAUGUGGAACUGCAUCUACCAGCUGGAGUCUGAGAAGUUUGACUACAUUGAGUACAUGAAGCACCAGAAAUACGAGAUCAUCGUGCUGCUGAACAGAAUCCAACAUGCUCAGAAAUUUAAGAAGAUCCAUGGCAAAGGGAAGGUGGGCGGCCGCUGGAAGUAAAAUGGAGGGGGGGGGGCAAAGAAGAAAAAGAGAAAACACAUUUUCACAGGCAGCGUAGGAAUGAAGGAAUCACACAUCUCCCCUCCGUGGUCUUCUGGUGCCGGAGCCGCUCUGUAGGCCUUUCCUGUGUGUGUGUGUGUGUGUGUGUGUGUGUGUGUGUGUGUGUGUGUGUGUGAGAAAGAUAUUUGAUGUUUCUUGAUUAAUAAAGCGACAUGCACUCAGUUUGGAGUUGUUGUGUGGAUCACAACCCCAAAAUCAGUCUGUGUUUUUUAGCUGCUGUACUCUGGUUUAGGUAUAUUAUGUGAUGGCAUCCGAGAACUCAAACUGCAGUCAGUUGACAUCUGCUUUGAAUUUUUGUCUGUAACGGCCCAAUUCUACAACAAAAGCUUUGUUGUUCUUGAAGAAAAAAGGUUUAAAAUCUUUUCCAGAACUUUGUAGAAAGGCUGCGAUCAGUUUCUUCAUUUAGGCCUGGAUUUACUCUAGAGUCAAGAGUCAAGUUGCAAAAAGUCUCUUUUUUUUCAGAGGAGUGUUGCCAAAUGGUUCCCGUCUGUAAAACGUGAUUGAACUCAUUUCAAACCCUCCACUCUUAAUAAACAAUGACUGCUGUUAUGUGCCUCUA
This is a messenger RNA of Anarrhichthys ocellatus (wolf-eel), 1467 nucleotides long. It is a transcript of the gene tnnt1, whose product is annotated as troponin T type 1 (skeletal, slow). The transcript is spliced from 13 exons. The coding region runs from base 57 to 848 and encodes 263 amino acids. Lineage: Eukaryota; Metazoa; Chordata; Actinopteri; Perciformes; Anarhichadidae. Gene Ontology annotation, biological process: regulation of muscle contraction; sarcomere organization; slow-twitch skeletal muscle fiber contraction. The record is from RefSeq and is a predicted model, not a curated record. Gene Ontology annotation, cellular component: troponin complex. Gene Ontology annotation, molecular function: tropomyosin binding; troponin T binding.